Oncorhynchus masou masou (cherry salmon) is the source of this 2320-nucleotide messenger RNA. It is a transcript of the gene tmem88bl, whose product is annotated as transmembrane protein 88B. Gene Ontology annotation, molecular function: PDZ domain binding. The transcript is spliced from 3 exons. The coding region runs from base 254 to 778 and encodes 174 amino acids. The record is from RefSeq and is a predicted model, not a curated record. Gene Ontology annotation, cellular component: plasma membrane. Lineage: Eukaryota; Metazoa; Chordata; Actinopteri; Salmoniformes; Salmonidae.
CACGCGCCCCGCGCACCGCUCCGCGCACUGCUCAUCUAUACACUCGCAUGCAGAACGCGCGCAUCGCUGUGCUACUGUCUUGCAAAAGGCAAUAGGUGCGUAUCCUAAAAGGUGCUGUUUUGUUUGUUUUUACUGUUCUCAGCAAACGCCUUAUUCUGACAUCUUCUAGAGAGUUUGGCAGCACCUGCUCCUGUUUCUGGGGUCAACAAUUGCAAAGGACACUUCUGAGAAAUAGUGACAAGACAGAGUGAGGAUGUGUGGGGUGGACUUGGAUCUGGACGAGGGGGGCUCAGGCGACGAGGAGAAGGAGCAGGAGGAGUUCUGGGUGGGUGAGAGGGUGAAGAUGCUGCCUCCUCCCACGGCCCACAUUGAGGGCAGCGCAUGGGGUAGCCGUCGGGGCAGUUGUGGCUGUGUGGCGUGCGGUGCGGGGCUGCUGCUGUGGAAUGUGGGUUUGACCUUGGUGUGUGUCCUGGUCCUGGUGGCCGUGUUUGCCCUGGUCCUGCUGCCCGCCUCACUGCUGCUCUACGCCGGCUUCCUCUGCCACUCACGGGUCCUAGAUUCCCCCUCUCCUAUCUGCCGUUACCUCGACGACAACAGUUGCUCCGCCCUCAUCAUCCUGGGCUUUGUGAUGAUGUCACCGCUGGUGGUGGUGGCGGCGGCCAUCUUCUGUGGGCUGCUCCGGAGGCUGCGACUCCUGCUGCUGUUUCAGCCAAUAACAGGUGCAUGGUACCAUGGACGGGGCUUGGACUGGGGGGGUGAUGUCCGUGCCUGGGUCUGAUUGGACCAAUGCUCGAAUAAACCAGUGUUCGAAGAGUUCAAUAGGUUAACAGUCAAGAGAUAAUCAAGUCCUGGAGAAUCGCAGUGUCAAAUCUAUUUAGUGUCCUAUUAAACUGUAAUGAAUGUCAUACAAUCGAAUGGAUACAAUGUGAACCUGUCCAAUUGUUUAAAGACAGAGCUUUACAUGUGGCUACAGGGCUGUUGUUGGUCAGAAGGAAACAGUGGAGGUAAGGGUAGAAUAUGCUAGCAGCUCUUCUCUGUGGAUUUGUAUUGGUUAUGUAUAUUGAUCUAUUUUCAAUUAUCUGCUAACUUAUAUGGUUGUGAAUCUUGAUGUCGCAGAAAAAUGUAUCACUCAAAUGUCUAGAAUGGAAGGAAAAUAUGUUUACAAGCUUACUUAUUUAGCAGAUUUUGUUCAUUCUAUUGAUUUCAUUAUAUUCACCAUCUUGUAAAAGUGCCAUGUAAGCUACCUCAAUGUAAGUAUAGUUCAUAAAAGUAGCCUAGGUUGCUCUACAUCAGUCAUGUGUGAAUGGGAUGAGACAGAAUUAUAGCCUUUUCUUUUUCUGUUGUGUUUGUUUUUUUGUUUAGUAUAUUGGCAUAUUUUCUUGCUAAAAAUCAUUCUGAUGUGUUUUAACAGAGCCGUCAUUACUAAUUUUGUACUUAUCAGAUGCUACCAACGUUACAUUUCUAUGUACCUAGUAAUUGACUUAUAUGUAAACACAUUACUGGUCAUUCCCCUUAAUUGUGGCCACCGUAAAAGGAAUUGGAGCUGAAAUGCCAAGUCUUUGAUCCGUCUAUCUGUAGGUAUUUUUCUAAUGGCUGAUAACGUCUCCAAGGAUUUAAAUAACACAUAGUAGAGGCUAAUGGUGAGGACACUUAGUUCAAAUAGAUAUACAGUUUUAAAUCCAUGGACAUUUCACUGUCAUUAUCUCACAUAGAUCUUUAUAUGAUGUGUGGUAUGAUUCAUAUCAGAUAAUGCCUAGACAUUCCUCAAUCUGCUCCUGAGAGACAGUGUGGUUCUAUGUGAUAUUACUUAAUAGAGUGCCUCUCUUCCUACCAACAUGGUCUACUACUUUGAAAGCAUUACUCAAUAGUAUGAUAAUCACUGUUUAUCAUAAUUCUUUUCAAUUUAACCUUUAACUAGGCAAGUCAAUUAAGAACAAAUUCUUAUUUACAAGGACGGCCUGCACCGGCCAAACCCGGACGACACUGGGCCAAUUGUGUGCCGUGCCGCCUUAUGGGACUCCCAAUCACGGCCGGUUGUGAUACAGCCUGAUCAUUUGAGAUCUAAAGACGUUACUCAUGGAAAGAUGGCAUCCAGUAGUCAUGUUGUUGUCUGAGGCAGACACACAUUUACACAGUGUAUAGAGCAUAAGCACCCAACCAAAAAUCCCCAUCUCAUAAUUUAGCUAUACAUUUGAAUCAACUUAAAUUAUUACUUGAAGUGAAUUGUACUCAAUAGAUCCUACUUCUUGAACUAUGAGCUACAUCAGAACAGUUGAUGGUUGUAGCCAAUCCACAUUCUGUAAAUGUAUGUUAUUGAAGA